This is a messenger RNA of Zalophus californianus (California sea lion), 1155 nucleotides long. RefSeq names its product fibrillarin (gene FBL). NCBI's taxonomy places the organism in Eukaryota, Metazoa, Chordata, Mammalia, Carnivora, Otariidae. Gene Ontology annotation, cellular component: nucleolus; small-subunit processome; Cajal body. Gene Ontology annotation, molecular function: RNA binding; rRNA methyltransferase activity; histone H2AQ104 methyltransferase activity. Bases 117 to 1058 code for a protein of 313 amino acids. The transcript is spliced from 9 exons. The record is from RefSeq and is a predicted model, not a curated record. Gene Ontology annotation, biological process: box C/D sno(s)RNA 3'-end processing; rRNA methylation.
AGUUGCGUCACGCGCCGUACGUCGCCGCGCGUGCGCUCCUUUCCACGUGCGAAAGCACAGAACUCGUGUAGUCUGGGACGCCGCAGAGUCCGGAGCCGGGGAGCUGAGCUCUCGCCAUGAAGCCAGGUUUCAGCCCCCGUGGGGGCGGCUUCGGUGGCCGAGGGGGCUUUGGUGACCGUGGUGGUCGUGGUGGAGGCCGAGGAGGCUUUGGCGGGGGCAGAGGUCGUGGUGGCGGCUUUAGGGGCCGAGGCCGAGGAGGCGGAGGACGAGGUGGUGGAGGUUUCCAGUCUGGUGGCAACCGGGGUCGUGGUCGGGGAGGGAAAAGAGGAAACCAGUCGGGGAAGAAUGUGAUGGUGGAACCUCAUCGGCAUGAAGGUGUCUUCAUUUGUCGAGGGAAGGAAGAUGCACUUGUCACCAAAAAUCUGGUCCCUGGAGAAUCGGUUUAUGGAGAGAAGAGAGUCUCAAUUGCGGAGGGAGACGACAAAAUUGAGUACCGUGCCUGGAACCCCUUCCGCUCCAAGCUGGCAGCAGCAAUCCUGGGCGGCGUGGACCAGAUCCAUAUCAAGCCAGGGGCCAAGGUGCUCUACCUUGGGGCUGCAUCAGGCACCACUGUCUCCCACGUCUCUGACAUCGUAGGCGCGGACGGUCUAGUCUAUGCAGUUGAGUUCUCCCACCGCUCUGGCCGUGACCUCAUUAACUUAGCCAAGAAGAGGACCAACAUUAUUCCUGUUAUUGAAGAUGCUCGGCACCCACACAAAUACCGCAUGCUCAUCGCAAUGGUGGAUGUGAUCUUUGCCGAUGUGGCCCAGCCAGACCAGACCCGGAUCGUAGCCCUGAAUGCCCACACUUUCCUUCGUAACGGAGGACACUUUGUGAUUUCUAUUAAGGCCAACUGCAUUGACUCCACGGCCUCUGCUGAGGCUGUGUUUGCCUCUGAAGUGAAGAAGAUGCAGCAGGAGAACAUGAAGCCCCAGGAGCAGUUGACCUUAGAGCCGUAUGAAAGAGACCACGCAGUGGUGGUGGGUGUGUACAGGCCACCUCCCAAGGUGAAGAACUGAAGCCCCGCACCAUCUGGAUUGCCAGGAGAUUGUGUUGCUACUGUUUCACGUGUGUUUUUCUAUUAAAAGACUCAUCCAGGGGCACCUGGGUGGCACA